AUGUGGCCGGUGAUUGUACAGUUUUUACGAAGCAAUCCUCGAUAUGUGGCUCUUCCAUUUGCAAUUGUAGUCGGUUUUAUUGGCUUCAAUUUGGAAAGUUUGCUACGCUCACAGGAGGACAUUUCAAGCACCAAGCACAAUCCGAAGAAAACGGUGUCCCAGAUUCGUAUAGAACGACAGAUCAACCAAGAUCUUUCUUCCCCGGAUCACGGACUGCCAGAGUCUCCAGCAUCCGUGCUGGAGUAUCGUGGCGAACCUAUGUUUGAUAAGAACAAGUGA
This is a messenger RNA of Echinostoma caproni, 279 nucleotides long. Lineage: Eukaryota; Metazoa; Platyhelminthes; Trematoda; Plagiorchiida; Echinostomatidae. The record is from the annotation of a GenBank genome assembly.